This is a messenger RNA of Entrophospora sp. SA101, 1221 nucleotides long. The record is from the annotation of a GenBank genome assembly. NCBI's taxonomy places the organism in Eukaryota, Fungi, Glomeromycota, Glomeromycetes, Entrophosporales, Entrophosporaceae.
AUGACUCCAAAUAUCACAAACAAUAGUAGUGGUAAUAAUGGAAUAGUUCUUGUUAACGGUAAUGGAGUUCUCAACAAAAUCAAUGGUGCUGAAAGUAAAAAAGAACAUUUGAAGUUGGCACAAGGUUUCGGUACAAAAGCUAUACACGUAGGUCAAGAUUCCGACCCUCACUCAGGAGCUGUUAUCCCGCCAAUUUCUUUAUCUACAACUUUUAAACAAGAAUCAAUUGGAAAUCCAUCAAGAAAUGCAUUUGAACAAACGAUUGCAUCAUUGGAAAAAGGAAAAUAUGCAUUGGCAUUUUCAUCAGGAUCUGCCACAACAGCAACAAUAAUAACAACCAUUGGCACAGGUGGUCAUAUAAUAGCAGUUAAUGAACUUUAUGGUGGCACAUAUCGUUAUUUCAAACGAGUGGCAGAUUCUCAGAGUAUUGCGACGUCGUUUGUCGAAUUGAAUGGAGAUGUUAGUGAAAUUGAGAAAGGGUUUAGAGAUGAUACAAGGAUUGUUUGGAUUGAAACACCAUCAAACCCAACAUUAAGAUUGGCCGACAUAUCAGCCAUAGCAAAAAUAACUCAUAAACAUAAUGCAAUUCUGGUGGUUGACAACACGUUUUUGAGUCCGUAUUUUCAAAACCCAUUAGAUUUGGGAGCUGACAUAGUGGUACACUCAGUGACAAAAUACAUAAAUGGUCACUCGGAUGUUGUUAUGGGAGUGGCAAUAACAAAUUCCCAUGAAUUAUACGAGAAGAUAAAAUUUUUACAGAACGCAAUGGGAGCAAUUCCAUCACCGUUUGAUUGUUGGUUGGCAAGUAGAGGCGUUAAAACAUUACAUCUACGAAUGAAACAACAUGAAAAAAAUGCCUUGGCAUUAGCAAAAUAUUUGGAAAGUGUACCUGACAAAGUUGAAAAAGUCAUAUAUCCGGGAUUGGAAUCUCAUCCACAAUAUGAGUUGGCUAAAAAUCAACAGAAAGGAUUUGGUGGUAUGAUAUCCUUCAAAAUUAAAGGUGGUUUUGAUGAAGCAAAUACAUUUUUACAAUCCACAAAUUUAUUUACUUUAGCUGAAUCAUUGGUACGAGUAGAAAGUCUAGCAGAACAUCCAGCAAGAAUGACACACGCAUCUGUUGCCAAAGAGCAUCGUGAAGCUCUUGGUAUAACAGAUAAUCUGAUUAGACUAUCAGUUGGUAUAGAAGAAACUAAAGAUUUGGCAAGUAAAAUUAAUUCAUAA